AUGGCAGAUUUGCCAAAGGUUCGAGUGGAGAAGUCACUGGCAUUCACUGUGACCAGGAUUGACCACUGUGGACCCUUCUACUACAAGACCGAUGUACGCAAGAAGUCCCCACAGAAGUGUUACAUAUCGGUGCUUAUUUGCUUCGCCACCAAAGCAGUAUGGCUGGAGCUUGUAAAGGAUCUGACGACAGCUUCGUUCUUGGCCGCCCUCAAACGUUUUACGGCCACAAGAGGCAUUUCAAGAUGCAUUUGGACGGACAAUGCGACCAACUUCGUUGGCGCAAGGAAUGAGCUGGAGAAGCUAAAACGCCUGCUCUUCAGCCAAAAGAACAUCGACGAUGUUCAUGCGCAUUGCCUGAACAGUGGCUUCGAUUGGCGUUUCAUCCCACAUCGAUCCCCGCACUUUGGCGGACAUUGGGAGGCUGCUGUCAAAAUGACUAAGCGGCACCUGUACACUUCAGUCGGAACGGGCGUCCUUGAGAAUCCAGAUGAUCUUGGCGUCCUCACACCGGUCCACUUUCUCAUUGGUCGACCCCUUGCAACGUUUCCGGAGCCGGACCUAUCGUCGUCGGCUGGAUCGUUGGCAACACGUCACCCGCAUUCAGCAGAUGUUCUGGAGAAGGUGGAGCGAGGAGUAUUUAACUCCGCUUCAAAAGCGCUCAAAAUAGCGGUCCUUGGAGCCGUCUGUCAAGGUCAACGAUAUCGUUUGCAUCAAGGACGAACGGCUGCUUCCAUUUAA
Molecule: messenger RNA, 738 nt
Organism: Drosophila obscura
Lineage: Eukaryota; Metazoa; Arthropoda; Insecta; Diptera; Drosophilidae
Exons: 2
Coding region: 1-738 (245 amino acids)
Molecular function (GO): nucleic acid binding
Source: RefSeq, a predicted model, not a curated record